GAACGGAACCAGCGAGAGGGCGAGCGGAAGUCGAGGUGGCGGCACUGCUUACUUUGCUCGCGGCUGCCCUGGCUGGGCUGUAUGAGCCGGGCGGGCGGCGGAUGGAAUCGAGGCAGGAUGCUCGCAGCUGGCGAAGCGGGCCAGGAGCCGGCGGCCCCGUGCUGCCCCGAAGGCGGUGACAGAGUGAAGAACGCGGAGGAGAAAAGUGACAUGAGCAUUGCAGCUCUUGUUGGAAGCGACCAGCUCACACAAGAUGGAGAUGAUGAUGAGCUUCUCCUGAGUGUGUCUGCAUUCAUAGAAAAGGAAGUGGGAAGUGACCUUAAAUCUUUAAAGAAACUUGGCAAACUCAUAGAAAAGAUGACAGAAGACAAAAUAAAGUUAGAAGAACAGGUACUUACUAUUUCAUCAGAAAUCCCUAAAAGAAUUCAAAGUGCUUUAAAAGAUGCAGAAGAAUCCAAACAAGUUCUUAAUCAGUUUUUGGAGCAGGAAGCUCCUCUCUUCAGUUCUAUCACUAGCCAUCUACUGACUGCACAGCCAUGGAUGGAUGAUCUCGGGGCCAUGAUCACCCAGAUAGAAGAGAUUGAGCAGCAUCUCACAUACCUUAAAUGGGUUUCACAGAUCGAAGAGUUAAGUGAUAACAUUCAGCAAUACCUGAUGACCAAUAACGUGCCUGAGGCAGCCUCUAUCCUGGUGACUAUGACAGAACUUGACAUCAAGCUUCAGGAGUCCUCUUGUACUCAUCUUCUUAGUUUCGUGAGAGCCACAGUUAAAUUCUGGCAUAAAAUUCUGAAGGACAAGCUUACCAGUGAUUUUGAGGAAAUUCUGGCACAGCUUCAUUGGCCAUUCAUCACACACACCCAGUCUCAAGCUGUUGGCAUAAACUGGCCUGCUGGUGCCCCUGAGAUAUAUGGUACCCUGGAGACACUGUUUUGUCAGCUGUUGAAGCUACAAGCCUCAGAUGAAUUACUAACUGAACAAAAACAACUCCCAGAAAAAUACUCUCUUCCUGAAUGCCCUUCUGUGAUCCUGCCCAUCCAGAUCAUGCUGACUCCCCUUCAGAAGAGAUUCAAAUACCACUUCAGAGGCAGCCGACAGACUAAUGUUAUCAGCAAGCUUGAGUUUUCUCGGGGCCUUGUGAUGCUCAUUCUUGAGAAGCUGGCUUCUGAUAUACCUUGCCUGCUCUAUGAUGACAACCUUUUCUGUCAUUUGGUGGAUGAGGUGCUGUUGUUUGAAAGGGAGCUGCACAGUGUUCAUGGCUAUCCUAGCACUUUUGCCAGUUGUAUGCAUAUUCUGUCAGAGGAAACCUGUUUUCAGAGAUGGUUAACUGUGGAGAGAAAAUUUGCUCUUCAAAAAAUGGACUCAAUGCUCUCAUCAGAGGCUGUUUGGGUAUCCCAAUAUAAAGACAUCACUGAUGUGGAUGAAAUGAAGGUUCCAGACUGUGCAGAAGUUUUUAUGACUUUACUUUUGGUUAUAACUGACAGGUAUAAGAAUCUUCCCACAGCCCCCCGAAAGCUGCAGUUCCUGGAGUUACAGAAGGACCUAGUAGAUGACUUUAGGAUACGAUUGACCCAGGUGAUGAAAGAAGAGACCAGGGCUCCACUUGACUUCCGAUACUGUGCAAUUCUUAAUGCCGUGAACUACAUCUCAACAGUCCUGGCAGACUGGGCUGACAAUGUUUUCUUUCUGCAGCUGCAACAGGCAGCACUGGAGGUCUUUGCAGAGAAUAAUGCCCUCAGUAAGUUGCAGCUGGGACAACUAGCCUCCAUGGAGAGCUCUGUCUUUGAUGACAUGAUAAACCUCUUAGAGCGUUUAAAGCUUGAUAUGUUGACUCGCCAAGUAGACCAUGUUUUUAGAGAAGUGAAAGACGCUGCAAAAUUGUAUAAGAAAGAAAGAUGGCUGUCCCUGCCGUCUCAGUGUGAGCAGGCAGUGAUGUCCCUGUCCAGCUCAGCUUGCCCACUCUUACUGACCUUACGGGACCGUCUGCUUCAGCUGGAGCAGCAGCUUUGUUUCUCCUUAUUCAGAGUUUUCUGGCAAAUGCUUGUAGAGAAGCUGGACAUGUACAUCUAUCAGGAGAUAAUCCUGGCUAACCAUUUCAAUGAAGGAGGAGCAGCCCAGUUACAGUUUGAUAUGACACGGAAUCUUUUCCCUUUGUUUUCUCACUAUUGCAAGAGACCGGAAAACUAUUUCAAACAUGUAAAAGAAGCCUGCAUCAUUCUGAAUUUGAACAUUGGUUCUGCACUACUCCUAAAAGAUGUCCUACAGUCAGCUUCUGAGCAUCUUUCUGCUACAGCAGCCUUAAAUGAAGUUGGAAUUUACAAACUGGCUCAGCAAGAUGUUGAAAUUCUGCUCAAUUUGAGGACAAACUGGCCUAACACUGGAAAAUAAUGUAUCUUUGAGAAAAGGGUUAUUUAACAAAGAAGACAGUUGGAUUGAAGUUGCCUGAUAAAGUUCUGAAUUAAUGAAACUGUACAAAUGAAAACUUGGUAGAGCCAUUUAUUAUCUUGAGUUACAAUGUCACUAAAACAAUGACCAUGCUUCCUUUG
This is a messenger RNA of Cricetulus griseus (Chinese hamster), 2543 nucleotides long. The record is from RefSeq and is a predicted model, not a curated record. Lineage: Eukaryota; Metazoa; Chordata; Mammalia; Rodentia; Cricetidae.